Papilio machaon (common yellow swallowtail) is the source of this 1297-nucleotide messenger RNA. RefSeq lists its product as uncharacterized. Bases 23 to 1282 code for a protein of 419 amino acids. The transcript is spliced from 5 exons. NCBI's taxonomy places the organism in Eukaryota, Metazoa, Arthropoda, Insecta, Lepidoptera, Papilionidae. The record is from RefSeq and is a predicted model, not a curated record.
GUAACGCAAGGGAUGCGCCGACAUGGCCGAAGACCUCGAACCCUCCUCGUCAGAAAACGUGACGAUAGUGGCUGGGGAGUUUGCGAACGCGGCGACCGUCUCCAGCCUCAAGUCUGAGGACUCCACGGAGCAGCUCAUCUGCAAGACGCCGCAGAAGAACACGAAAGUGCCGAAGAAAAAAGAAUGUAGUGUGAGUUCGAAGAGUGUAGAAGCGGGGAGUGAGGAGGGUGCGGGUGGAAAGAGGCUGGUAGUGGUACUGGGGCUGGCGCAGGUUGUGCUGGGCGCGCUGCUAGGCGGCGUUGGCGCGCUAGCUCUGGUGCAGGGCGCCGCACUGGCGCGCGUGGGUGCUGGUCUGUGGGCCGGCUCCCUUUCCGUCGUGGCUGGCGUUGUGGGCGUGCUCGCAGGCAUCAACGACUGCUAUGGACUGAACGGAGCGGCCGAGGGGGGUGGUCCACUGGUGACGGCGUUCCUGGCGCUAUCGCUGUUGUGCCUGGCCAGCGGCAACAGCGCCGCCGUGCUGGCCGCCACCGGCCUGCAGCGUGAUGCCGCGCGCCCUCCGCCCCAGCACACCACCUUCCAGGAUGAAAUGCAAGCGUGGACUCCGGUGCUGGCGAACAUCGCAGUGCUGAUCGUAGCCGUGGUACACUGCCUGGUGUGCGUGGUGAGCAUUUGCCAAGUGUCGCGGCGCGUGUGCCCCUGCCUGCGCCCCCGGCGGCCCUACGACCACAACCAGUUCGAUCCCGCCUUCAAAGUGCAGCAGUGCGUGCUGCACGUUGACGAGCUCAAGAAGGCCCACGACGCCGAGAGGACGAGGAACCAUGAGCUCUGCAAGGAGCUCGAGAUGAAGCUGCAGGGGGAGACGUUGAAGAAAAAGAAGGAAGCGGAGGCAGGGUUUGACAGCGCCAACAGCAAGGAGAAGCUGGUGAGCCGAUGGCUGGGACGGCACCAGAGCACGCUGGGAACUGCGCGGCGCCGCCCCGCAGCCGGCGUGCGUAAGCCACGCCGCCCGCCGCAUCACGCGCCGCUUGUACUGCUGCCCGCGCAUCCUCAACACCCGCCUCAUGUGUCGCACCCGCCGCACCCCGCCAGCACGCUGGGCCGCGUGCCGGUGGGCGUGAUGCUGCCCCCGCGCUACGCCACGCUGCCGCUGCCGGCGCCCUACGCCGCGCCUCCUGCGCACCCCGCGCACCGCCCCCCACCAAAUACACUCUAUUACCCCAUGCACGAAGCUGUACGUAUAACAGAAUUAUAUAUUUACAAUCAAAAAUCCAAGAUUUACUAGAAUUCCUAAGAGUGA